GGCAGGGCUCCGCGGAGGCUAGGAGGGGCGCCGGGUGCGGAGAUGCGCUCCCAGGUGUUUGCAGCGGAAGUGGGAAACCUGUAGGUUAUGGUCCAGCCGCGCGGCGCCGAGGCGAGCAGGAGCACAGAACAGAUAUCCAAUUUGGAUCAUUUCUGAAGCUGAAUUCAGAACAAUCUUAAGGAGAGAGGCGUAUUGUGGUAUAACUGUCGCUGCAUUUAUUCAAAUGGACAAUUUGCAAUAAAUACUAUACCCAGCACAACAGAUAACUCAGCAUAUCAGGUGUUUACUAUCCAACUGUCAUAAAGCUAAAGCUUUUUUGAAAAAUCAAAACUAACUUCUGCACCUAAGAUGAAAAUGUGGUUGCUGGUCAGUCACCUUGUGAUAAUAUCUUUUACAACCUGCUUAUCAGAGUUUACAUGGUACAGAAGAUAUGGUCAUGGAGUUUCUGAGGAAGACAAAGGAUUUGGACCAAUUUUCGAAGAGCAGCCAAUCAAUACCAUUUAUCCAGAGGAAUCACCAGAAGGAAAAGUUUCACUAAACUGUAGGGCACGAGCCAGCCCUUUCCCAGUUUACAAAUGGAGAAUGAAUAAUGGGGAUAUUGACCUGACAAGUGAUCGGUACAGUAUGGUAGGAGGAAACCUGGUUAUCAACAACCCUGACAAACAGAAAGAUGCUGGAAUAUAUUACUGUUUGGCAUCAAAUAACUAUGGGAUGGUCAGAAGCACUGAAGCAACCCUGAGCUUUGGAUAUCUUGACCCUUUCCCACCUGAGGAGCGUCCUGAGGUCAGAGUGAAAGAAGGGAAGGGAAUGGUGCUUCUCUGUGAUCCUCCCUACCAUUUUCCAGAUGACCUUAGCUACCGCUGGCUUCUAAAUGAAUUUCCUGUAUUUAUCACAAUGGAUAAACGAAGAUUUGUGUCUCAGACAAAUGGAAAUCUCUACAUUGCAAAUGUCGAGGCAUCAGACAAAGGCAAUUAUUCCUGCUUUGUAUCCAGUCCUUCUAUUACAAAGAGUGUGUUCAGCAAAUUUAUCCCACUCAUUCCACUACCUGAACGAACAACAAAACCAUAUCCUGCUGAUAUCGUAGUUCAGUUCAAGGACAUUUAUGCAUUGAUGGGCCAAAAUGUGACAUUAGAGUGUUUUGCGCUUGGCAAUCCCGUUCCUGAUAUCCGAUGGCGGAAGGUCCUAGAACCAAUGCCAAGUACUGCUGAGAUCAGCACCUCUGGGGCUGUCCUCAAGAUCUUCAAUAUUCAGCUAGAAGAUGAAGGCACAUAUGAAUGUGAGGCUGAGAACAAUAGAGGAAAGGAUAAACACCAGGCAAGAAUUUAUGUUCAAGCGUUUCCUGAGUGGGUAGAACAUAUCAACGACACAGAGGUGGAUAUAGGCAGUGACCUCUAUUGGCCUUGUGUGGCCACAGGGAAGCCCAUCCCUACAAUCCGAUGGCUGAAAAAUGGAUACGCGUAUCAUAAAGGGGAGUUGAGACUGUAUGAUGUGACUUUUGAAAAUGCUGGCAUGUACCAGUGCAUAGCUGAAAACACACAUGGAGCCAUAUAUGCAAAUGCGGAGUUGAAGAUCUUGGCUUUGGCUCCAACUUUUGAAAUGAAUCCUAUGAAGAAAAAGAUCUUAGCUGCUAAGGGAGGAAGGGUCAUAAUUGAAUGCAAACCUAAAGCAGCACCCAAGCCAAAAUUCUCAUGGAGUAAAGGGACAGAGUGGCUCGUCAAUAGCAGCAGAAUACUCAUUUGGGAAGACGGCAGCUUGGAAAUAAAUAACAUUACAAGAAAUGAUGGAGGUAUCUAUACAUGCUUUGCAGAAAAUAACAGAGGGAGGGCUAAUAACACUGGCACUCUUGUUAUUACAGAUCCCACGCGAAUUAUAUUGGCCCCAAUUAAUGCUGAUAUUACUGUUGGAGAAAAUGCUACCAUGCAGUGUGCUGCGUCCUUUGAUCCCGCCCUGGAUCUCACAUUUAUUUGGUCCUUCAAUGGCUAUGUGAUCGAUUUUAACAAAGAGAACAUUCAUUACCAGCGGAAUUUUAUGCUGGAUUCCAAUGGAGAACUGCUCAUCCGAAAUGCCCAGCUGAAGCAUGCUGGGAGAUACACGUGCACUGCUCAGACAAUCGUGGACAAUUCUUCAGCUUCAGCUGAUCUUGUUGUGCGAGGCCCUCCAGGCCCUCCAGGUGGUCUGCGAAUAGAAGACAUUAGAGCCACUUCUGUGGCACUUACUUGGAGCCGUGGUUCAGACAAUCAUAGUCCUAUAUCUAAAUACACUAUUCAGACCAAGACUAUUCUUUCAGAUGACUGGAAAGAUGCAAAGACAGAUCCCCCAAUCAUUGAAGGGAAUAUGGAGGCAGCAAGAGCAGUGGAUUUAAUACCAUGGAUGGAGUAUGAAUUUCGUGUGGUAGCAACCAAUACGUUGGGUAUAGGAGAGCCCAGUAUACCAUCAAACAGAAUUAAAACAGAUGGUGCUGCUCCUAAUGUGGCGCCUUCAGAUGUAGGAGGUGGAGGUGGAAGCAACAGAGAGCUGACCAUAACAUGGGUGCCUUUGUCAAGAGAAUACCACUACGGCAACAAUUUUGGUUACAUAGUGGCAUUUAAGCCUUUUGAUGGGGAAGAAUGGAAAAAAGUUACAGUAACUAAUCCAGAUACUGGCCGCUAUGUCCAUAAAGAUGAGACCAUGCGCCCUUCCACUGCAUUUCAAGUCAAAGUUAAGGCCUUCAACAACAAAGGAGAUGGACCUUACAGCCUCACAGCAGUCAUUAAUUCAGCACAAGACGCUCCCAGUGAAGCCCCAACAGAAGUAGGUGUAAAAGUCUUAUCAUCUUCUGAGAUAUCUGUUCAUUGGGAUCAUGUUGUAGAAAAAAUUGUGGAAAGCUAUCAGAUUCGGUAUUGGGCUGCCCAUGACAAAGAAGCAGCUGCACACAGAGUUCAAGUCACCAGCCAAGAGUACUCGGCCAGGCUGGAGAACCUUCUGCCCGACACCCAGUACUUUGUGGAAGUCAGGGCCUGCAAUAGCGCAGGGUGUGGGCCUCCCAGUGACAUGAUUGAGACCUUCACCAAGAAAGCACCUCCGAGCCAGCCCCCAAGGAUCAUCAGUUCCAUAAGAUCUGGUUCACGCUAUAUAAUCACCUGGGAUCAUGUGGUAGCACUAUCAAAUGAAUCUACAGUGACAGGAUAUAAGGUUCUCUAUAGACCCGAUGGCCAGCAUGAUGGCAAGCUGUAUUCAACUCAUAAACACUCCAUAGAAGUUCCAAUCCCCAGGGAUGGAGAGUAUGUUGUAGAGGUUCGUGCACACAGUGAUGGAGGAGAUGGAGUAGUGUCUCAAGUCAAAAUUUCAGGUGUAUCCACCCUAUCACCAAGCCUUCUUGGCUUACUGCUGCCUGCCCUUGGCAUCCUUGUCUACCUGGAUUUCUGAGUGUGAUGUGACAGCUGCUGCUCCCAGCCCAGUUUAGAGGACACAGAGGACACCUUCAUCCCUAUGAUGAAUAUAAUUCCUUCCAUUUUCUGUGGCUCCACCCUAAGCCAAAUAAAUGAUACUUUAACAAACUCUCCAACUGAUUUACAACACACAUUAUGACUGAGGCAUUCAGGAACCCCUUCGUCCAAAAGAAUAAACUUUUAAAUGGGUAUAAAAUGAUUUUUAACUCGUUCCAAUAUGCCUUAUAAACCACUUAACCUGAUUCUGUGACAGUUGCAUGAUUUAAUCCAAUGGGACAAGUUACAGUGUUCAAUUCAAUACUAUAGGCUGUAGAGUGAAAAGUAAAAUCACCAUACACAGGUGCUUUAAAUUUAAUAACAAGUUGUGAAAUAUAAUAGAGGUUGAAAUGUUGAUUGUAUGUGGUAAAUGUAAGAGUAAAACAGUCUCUUGUACUAUUCUCUGUUUCGGGUCCUGCAUAUUUUCGAAUGGCCCCUAUCAUUCAUGACAUUUUGAGUUUUCUUGAAAAAAAAAAUAGAGUAUAACUGAAACAUUUUGACAUAAAUUCCGUGAGCAACUCAUUUUACUGAAUGAGUUGAAAGAUUCUGAAUAUUGAAAACCAAUUCUAGAAAUUGUUAUCAGUAUUCUUAUUUUGGAAGUAAGUAAUUUUCUAAAUGCUUGAUUUUCAGAAUCAGUAAUAAUUUUACGUUAGAUUUUUAGUGGUAAAGUUAACAUACCAUGGGAAGGUUUUUCUUUACUUUUAUAUGAUAUUCUGAAGAUAUUUUAUGCUUUUCUCAUCAUCAGUUUCAAACCUCAAAAAUCACAGCUCUUCUCUAGAGUAUCAUCAUAUUGCUGUAUUUAUUCAUACAUAGAAUAAUGAAUUUUGAAAAGUAGAAUGCUUUCAUUUUUUAAUUGAGAGGUGACAGUCGUUACACAGCUAGAAAUAAACAAUGUUAAGUGAGUAUAAGUGUGAUCUAAUACUAUUCUAAGGAUCUUUGUUUUUGUGCUCCAUUUCUAAGUAAAAGCUUUCUUUAUUGAAGGUAUCAAGAAAUCACCUAUAGGUUGGAAAAUCUACAAUAUACCUUAUUUUUUUUUAAUUUGCUAGUAAACUCAUUUCCCACUUCAAUGCAAUACUGAAAACUGGCUAAAAAUACCAAAUCAAUAUGUUGCUAAUGGUACUUUGGAAGUAUGCAAACUGGAAGGCCAGGAGGAGACAAAUAAUGUGUCCAAUGGUGUCUCCCAAGUGUUGGUGCUUUAGGUUUUCAUAAGUUGUAAAAAGGAAGAUGCACAUUUCUUCAUUCUCCAUGGUAUGCAAGGAAAUGUGUUUGAGUGUGGAUGUGAGAGAAAUGGAAUAAUAAAGGAUUAGCUGGCUCAUGAAAUAGUGCAAUGUCUGAUGAUUCAGGAGGUAUAAUCCUAUUUUAUUAGCACAACCUUGCUAGCUAAUUAGAGAUAGAGUUUAUCUUUUUAGAAAGGAUACCUUAUAGGUUCAUAAAAAAAUAUUUACAGGCAGCAAAAUAGAACUAUUACUACUUUACCCCCUUUUCUUUAAUUUGUAUAAUUUUUGUACUAUAUAUCUAUGUGUAAAUGUUUAGAGCUUUCAUUACGAAAAUAUCAAUAAAUAUGUCAUUAGUUUACAUUCAACUCUUUGUUAUAAAAUUAAACUUUUUAAUAAUAAGUGAAAUGGAUGAUUUCCCAGUGGAAGUAUGUCAACAGUCUUAAAAUCAUUACCAGAUUUCAUAAAAUACAUAAUUAUUUGAAAAAGAAACAAAAUCUCUUCAUACUUUAGGGAAACGAAUACUGUGUAAGCCUUCUGUACAAAUGUUUGUGUUUUCAUUGUUACACUUUGGGGUUUUCCUUUUGCAACGUGACCCAUGUUGGGCAUUUUUAUAUAAUCGACAACAACUAAAUCUUUUGCCAAAUGCAUGCUCGCCUUUUAUUUCUAAUGUAUUGCAAUAAAGAGCAAAACUGGUUAGAUUUUGCAUGAAAUGGUUCUGAAAGGUAAGAAGAAACAGACUUUGGAGGUUGUUUCAUUUUAAAUUUGUGACAGAGAUAAGGUAGAUUAAAAUCUCUCAUACACUGAUAACUCAAGCUUUUCAUUUCCUCAUACAGUUGUACAAAUUUGACUGGGACCAUCAGUUUUAAACUGUUGUCAAACUAACUAAUGUAUCAUCUGCUUAAGACGCAAGAUUCUUAAUUAAACUUUAUAUAGAUAUAGA
This is a messenger RNA of Felis catus (domestic cat), 5621 nucleotides long. It is a transcript of the gene CNTN1, whose product is annotated as contactin 1. The transcript has 26 exons. The coding region runs from base 349 to 3405 and encodes 1018 amino acids. Gene Ontology annotation, molecular function: cell-cell adhesion mediator activity. The record is from RefSeq and is a predicted model, not a curated record. Lineage: Eukaryota; Metazoa; Chordata; Mammalia; Carnivora; Felidae. Gene Ontology annotation, biological process: brain development; cell-cell adhesion.